GGGCGCGCUCAAGGCGCGGGUGCGAGAGGCGAUCCCGGAGACGAACGCGCGGUUGAAGGCGAUCCGAGCGGCGCACGGAGAGAAGCGCGUGGGCGAGGUCACGGUGGGGAUGGUCAUGGGAGGGAUGCGAGGGAUCACCGGGAUGCUGUAUGAGACGUCGUUGUUGGACGCGGAGGAGGGGAUUCGGUUCCGUGGGCACACGAUCCCGGACUUGCAGCGACGUCUUCCGAAGGCGACGGCGAACGGCGAGCCGCUGCCAGAGGGGAUCAUGUGGUUGAUGCUCACGGGUGAGAUUCCGAGCGAUGCGGAGGUGAAAACGUUGAGCCAGGAGCUCGCUGCGCGAGCGGAGCUGCCUAAGGCGGUGCACGACGUGUUGGACGCGUUGCCGAAGAACACGCACCCGAUGACGCAACUGAGCUGCGCGCUCAUGGCCAUGCAACCGGAGAGCAAGUUUGCAAAGGCUUAUCAGGACGGCGUGCACAAGACGACGUUCUGGGAGUACGCGUUCGAGGACUCCAUGGAUAUCAUCGCCAGGCUUCCCGCCGUUUGCGCUGCUAUUUACAGAAGAACGUUCAAGGAUGGGAAGCUCAUCGCCGCCGAUAAAAACUUGGAUUGGGCCGGCAACUUUGCGCACAUGAUGGGGCACGAUUCGGAAGCCGUGAAGGAACUCAUGCGUCUGUACAUGACGAUUCACGUCGAUCACGAGGGAGGGAACGUCUCGGCGCACACCACGCAUUUGGUCGGGAGCGCUUUGAGCGACCCCUACCUGUCUCUCGUCGCCGGCUUGAACGGUCUCGCCGGCCCGCUCCACGGCUUGGCGAAUCAAGAGGUCUUGAAAUGGUUGAACGAGACGCGUGAAAAGGUUGGUGACGACGCAACCAAGGAACAGCUCACUGAAUUCGUAUGGGACACCCUGAAAAGCGGUCGGGUCGUUCCCGGAUACGGGCACGGCGUUCUUCGCAAGACGGAUCCACGGUACACGUGCCAGCGCGAGUUCGCGCUCAAGCACCUGCCGAACGACCCGAUGUUCAAGCUCGUCGGUAAGCUCUUCGAGGUCGUUCCCGACGUUCUGACGCAGACGGGUAAGGUCAAGAACCCAUGGCCCAACGUGGACGCGCACUCGGGCGUGCUCCUUCAGUAUUACGGCAUUACGGAGGAAAACUUCUACACAGUCUUAUUCGGCGCUUCGCGCGCGAUCGGAGUCCUGAGUCAACUGAUCCUCUCUCGAGCGUCUGGAUAUCCAAUCGAACGCCCGAAAUCCGUCACGUCGAAGUGGAUCGAGGACAAGUUUGGUAAAGUCGAAGCGUGA
Ostreococcus tauri is the source of this 1309-nucleotide messenger RNA. RefSeq names its product Citrate synthase active site. Gene Ontology annotation, cellular component: mitochondrial matrix. The record is from RefSeq and is a predicted model, not a curated record. The transcript has a single exon. Gene Ontology annotation, biological process: tricarboxylic acid cycle; citrate metabolic process; carbohydrate metabolic process. The annotation marks the transcript as partial. NCBI's taxonomy places the organism in Eukaryota, Viridiplantae, Chlorophyta, Mamiellophyceae, Mamiellales, Bathycoccaceae.